Spinacia oleracea (spinach) is the source of this 1341-nucleotide messenger RNA. RefSeq lists its product as uncharacterized. The transcript is spliced from 3 exons. NCBI's taxonomy places the organism in Eukaryota, Viridiplantae, Streptophyta, Magnoliopsida, Caryophyllales, Amaranthaceae. The coding region runs from base 1 to 1341 and encodes 446 amino acids. The record is from RefSeq and is a predicted model, not a curated record.
AUGACCCCAACAUCCUCCCCGUUUGUAGAAGAGUUGUUCAUGGAAGAAAUCCCAAAGGUUAGGCUGCCAACACACAUAACAUACAACGGAACAACGGAUCCGAGGGACCACGUCAUCUCCUACGAGCAACAGAUGUUCUUGAGCCUCCAUUCCGAAGCUUGUUGGUGUAAGUACUACCCAACCACGCUAACCGGAGUGGUAGGAGAAUGGUUCAGAACGCUGCCGAAAGGAUCGAUCGAUAGUUUCAUAGAUCUAAGCGAGAAAUUCUGUGUACAAUUCGUGAGAAGCAAUCGCCCCGAGCGAACCACCGCCGAACUGACUGCUAUUCAGCAGGAGAGGGGCGAAAGCCUCCUAGACUUCAUGGACAGAACCGAAGAGUUCAACAAAGCUGCUGCAAAAUUGAAAAGUUCCUCGGAGCCGAGGGAUACAAAAACAAAUCAGAGCAAGCCUGAGGGCAGCUCAAGAAAGGGGAAAGAGAAACAGGGUGCCAGAGAUGGAAGCCCGAAGAAAGAAGGCCUCCACAAGAAUGAUGAGAAAUGGAAAUUGCUAGGAAAACUCAGAUCCAACCCCCUUCAUAGGAACAAGAACAAGUGGUUCGAGUUCCAAGAUGAAAUCGGCCAUAACACCGAAGAGUGUAAUCAGCUGAAGGAUAACAUCAAGGAUCUCGUCCGCCGAGGCUACCUUAAACAGUACUUGGCCGACCAAAGGGAGGAAAAGGAAAAAGCUCGAAAUUGCAAGCCACAGGAGCAGCCCCAAAAGAGGAUCUACGAAGCCACAUGGCACAAAAAGAACGACAUCUUGGAGGUGUUCGGGGGGCAGAGGUCCAACCAUGCCAGUAAGAAACAUUUAAGAGCACUCUCCCACCAAGUCAACUUCAACGCUGUAGGGGAGAAGGAACCCCAUCCUCCAAACAUGACCUUCACUGCUGAUGAUUGCCUCGGAGUCCAAUACGAACACGAGGAUCCACUGGUAAUAUCCAUGGAUCUAAACAACCACAAUGUUCAUAGAGUAUUGGUCGACGUUGGAAGCGUCGUGAACAUAAUCUUCAGAAACUGCUUUGAGCAGUUGAUCCUCGAGGAAGGAGAAGAGUCGCUAACGAAGUUCAGCUACCCACUGAUCGGAUUCAAUGGCUCCGCAGCAGUUCCCCGAGGAAAUAUCACCCUACCAGUCACAGCUUGCCAAGGCCAAGCGGCAAGGAAUGUCCGAGAAGAAUUCUUAGUGAUUGAUUGCGAUUUAGUGUACAACGCCAUCAUGGGACGAACCAUGAUCCACAAAAUGCAAGCAAUCCCAUCCACGUACCAUCAAAUGAUGAUAUACGUCUCGGACACAGGCUUCGCCUAG